Messenger RNA from Maudiozyma barnettii, 2823 nucleotides. It is a transcript of the gene RPN2, whose product is annotated as proteasome regulatory particle base subunit RPN2. The coding region runs from base 1 to 2823 and encodes 940 amino acids. Gene Ontology annotation, cellular component: proteasome regulatory particle, base subcomplex; proteasome storage granule; proteasome complex. Gene Ontology annotation, biological process: regulation of protein catabolic process; proteasome-mediated ubiquitin-dependent protein catabolic process. The record is from RefSeq and is a predicted model, not a curated record. The transcript has a single exon. Gene Ontology annotation, molecular function: enzyme regulator activity. NCBI's taxonomy places the organism in Eukaryota, Fungi, Ascomycota, Saccharomycetes, Saccharomycetales, Saccharomycetaceae.
AUGUCGUUAACAAGUGCCGCUCCAUUAUUGGUAUUGUUGAAUGAAAAGGAUGACAAUAUUAAGUCAUAUGCUUUGCAAUCCAUAAACGAUGUUAUUGAUUCUGAAUGGUCUGAAGUAUCCAAUUAUAUCUCCAAUAUCGAAGCUUUAUCUGAUGAGACUUCAUUUGCUGGUCGUAAGAUGGCAGCUUUGAUUGCCUCCAAGGUCUAUUAUAAUUUGGGAGAAUACAAUUUGGCUGUUAGGUUUGCAUUAGCUGCCGAAGAAUGUUUUGAUAUAAAUGAGAAGAGUCAGUAUGUUGAGACAAUUGUAUCCAAAAGUAUUGAAAUGUACAUUAAGAAACAAACUAGAAAUAACCUAGAAGAAGAAACCAACAUACAAAUUGAUCCUAAAUUAACCACCAUAUUUGAAAGAAUGUUAGAAAAGUGUGUUUCUGCUUCUGAAUUCAAGUUAGCAUUAGGUAUCGCAUUGGAAGGUUAUAGACUUGAUAUUGUUGAGAAUAUUUUGAAGGCUCGUAUAGCUGACGAUACCGAAUCUAAUAGUUUGAAGUUGUUAAAUUACGUUCUAACAGCAGCAGCAAGCACUGUUUCCAGUUCUACGUUCCGUACAGAAACUCUGAAAUCUCUAUUUAAACUUAUCCUUUCAAUGAACAAUGUUGAUUAUUUUACUGCAUCCAAGGUUGUGGUAACCUUAAAUGAAUUAGAUUUCGCAAUUGAAUUGUUUGAAGCUCUAAAGAAGGAUGGUUGUAAAAACAUUUCAUAUCAAAUUGCUUUUGAUUUGGUAUCAUCUGGUUCUCAAGGCCUAUUGACGUCCCUCGCUAAAAAAUUGUCUGAAAAUAAUUUUGAUCCAGUCUUAUUAGAUAUUUUAUCAGGUGUGCCUACUUGUGAUUACUACAACACAUUUCUACAUGAAAACAAAAACAUUGAUAUUGGUUUACUAAAUAAGACUAAAUCAUCUUUGGAUGGUAAAUUUUCUUUAUUCCAUACAGGUGUUAGUGUUGCCAAUGGUUUUAUGCACGCUGGUACUACAGAUAACUCUUUUAUUAAAGCUAAUUUACCAUGGUUAGGGAAGGCACAAAAUUGGGCCAAGUUCACUGCAACUGCCUCCUUAGGUGUAAUUCAUAAGGGUAAUCUGGCAGAUGGUCAAAAAGUAAUGAGUCCAUAUCUACCUGGGAGUCGUUCUUCUUCUCGUUAUAUUAAGGGUGGUUCUCUGUAUGGUUUAGGUCUUCUGUACGCUGGUUUUGGUAAAGAUAUUUUAGAGUAUCUGCUUAACAUGAUUGAUGAAAAUACUGGUACUGUUGGAGAUGAAGAUAUCGAUGUUUUAUUGCAUGGUGCAUCAUUAGGUGCAGGUUUAGCAGCUAUGGGUUCUCACAAUGUGUACGCAUUUGAGACUCUUAGAGAGGUCAUAUUUCAUGACACAGCAACAUCCGGUGAUGCAGCUGCUCUGGGUAUUGGUUUGACGAUGCUUGGUUCUGGUGACCAAGAUUGUACUGAAAGUAUGAAUACGUUUGCUCAUGAGACUAAUCAUGCAAAUAUUAAGCGUAGUUUAGCAAUGAGUAUUGCUAUGAUCAAUUACGGUUGUCAAGAGAAGGCAGAUGAAUGGAUUGAAAAAUUGUUAGAAGACGAAGAUUCUACGAUUAGAUAUGGUGGUGCUUUUACUAUUGCUCUUGCUUAUGUUGGUACAGGUAAUAAUAGAGCUGUUAAAAAAUUAUUACAUAUUGCUGUUUCAGACUCAAACGACGAUGUGAGACGUGCUGCUGUUAUCUCACUAGGUUUUGUGCUUUGCCGUGAUUACACAACCGUCCCAAGAAUUGUUGAACUACUUUCCAAGUCACACAAUGCACAUGUUCGUUGUGGUACCGCCUUUGCCUUAGGUAUUGCAUGUGCAGGUAGAGCUUUAGAUGAGGCACUUGACGUUCUAGAACCAUUAACUAAGGAUCCAGUUGAUUACGUUCGUCAAGCUGCUAUGAUUGCUCAAGCACUUAUAACGAUCCAACAAACAGAUAAAUCUAACCAAAGAGUCACCGAAAUAAACAAGAACUUCUUGAAUGUAGUGACAAGUAAGCACCAAGAAGCAUUAGCUAAAUUCGGUGCUUGUAUUGCCCAAGGUAUUUCAAACGCAGGUGGUAGAAAUGUCACUAUUCAACUUGAAAAUAACGAGACUGGAACAUUAGAUACUAAAUCUAUUAUCGGGUUGGUGAUGUUUUCCCAAUUUUGGUAUUGGUACCCAUUAGCCCACUUCUUGUCAUUGUCAUUUACUCCAACAGCCGUAAUUGCUGUCCGUGAUUCCGAUCUAGCUAUUCCAAAGGUUGAAUUAAACUGUUUCGCGAAAGAAGGUGCGUUUAAUUAUCCAAAGAUGUUCGAGGAAGAAGCUAAUAAAGAAGUUGAAAAGGUAACAACAGCUGUUCUAUCUACAACAGCAAGAGCUAAAGCUAGAGCUAAAAAGACGAAGAAGGAUAAAGAAGAUAAGGAAGAAAAAGAAGAAAAGGUUCCUUCCAAGGAACAGGAAACAGCUGAAGUUCCAAAUCAAAUUACAAAAGAAGCUUUAUCCGAGGAAUAUUCUAAAAAUAAAUACUCCGCUAAACCAUAUAAGAUUCAAAACCUAACGAGGGUAUUACCUCAACAAUCAAGGUAUGUUUCAUUUGUCAAAAAUGGUAGAUUUGUACCUGUGCGUAAAUCUAAGAAUACAAGUGGCAUUAUAGUUGUAUCAGACUCAAAACCUGAUGAACCAAUCGAAUUGAUAGAGACAAUAAGGGAACGUAAUGAUGUCAAUGCACCUGUACCUGCAUCUUUCACUGUUGAAGACGAAGUUGAUUUUGACAACUUGUAA